Heteronotia binoei (common prickly gecko) is the source of this 4131-nucleotide messenger RNA. It is a transcript of the gene MSL3, whose product is annotated as MSL complex subunit 3. The record is from RefSeq and is a predicted model, not a curated record. The coding region runs from base 148 to 1713 and encodes 521 amino acids. Gene Ontology annotation, biological process: chromatin organization; regulation of DNA-templated transcription. Lineage: Eukaryota; Metazoa; Chordata; Lepidosauria; Squamata; Gekkonidae. The transcript has 13 exons. Gene Ontology annotation, cellular component: MSL complex; NuA4 histone acetyltransferase complex; nucleus.
CAACGCCUCACGGGCUUCCCGCCCGCAGUCUUUCUUUCGCCACCGCCGGCUCUAACGCCAGACGGAAACCCGAGAGUGGGCGGAGCGAGGCGGUCCUGGAGCUCGCGUGGAGGCGUGGCCGAGUCUUCCUUUCGCCAUGAUGAACAAAUGACCUCGCGGGGAAUGAAAUUUAAAUUCCACAAAGGGGAGCGAGUUCUCUGUUUCGAACCGGACCCGACCAAAGCGAAAGUGCUUUAUGAUGCCAAGAUUGUUGACAUUGUUAUUGGGAAGGAUGAGAAAGGAAGAAAGAUUCCAGAAUAUCUGAUCCAUUUUAAUGGUUGGAACAGAAGCUGGGACAGAUGGGCAGCCGAAGAUCACGUUCUUCGUGAUACUGAUGAAAACCGUAGAUUACAACGUAAAUUGGCAAGGAAAGCUGUGGCUCGCAUGAGAAGGAAAGGAAAGAAAGGGCGUUGCAGAUUGCCUGGUGUUGACUCAGUGCUGAAAAGCCUUCCUGCUGAAGAGAAUGAUGAGAGCAGUGGAAACUCUAUAAGCAGUUCUUCUGAUGACAGUGAUGAAGGCACUGAUGAAGAAAUAAAAAGUGAAGAAAGUGACGUUGAUGAGAAGACAGAAAUGAAAGAAGAACAAGAGACUCACGCUAAAAGAGAGAUGGAAGAAAAAGCAAUAAAUAUUGAAAUUCCUGAAAUCUUAAAAAAGAAGCUUGAAGAAGAUUGUUACUAUAUUAACAGGAGAAAACGGCUGGUGAAAUUGCCAUGUCAAACAAAUAUAAUUACCAUCCUGGAGUCAUAUGUGAAGCAUUUUGCCAUUAAUGCUGCUUUUUCAGCCAAUGAAAGAUCUCGACACCAUCAAAUGUCUUCGCAUGCCAAUCUGAAUCUCCACUAUGUCCCUCCAGAAAAGAACGUUGAGUUAUGUAAAGAAAUGGUGGACGGGUUAAGAAUCACCUUUGACUUCACUCUUCCACUGAUUUUACUCUAUCCUUAUGAGCAAGCCCAAUUUAAGAAGGUGACUUCUUCCAAAUUCUUUCUUCCCAUCAAAGAGAGUGUAGCAAAUACUAACAGAAAUCAAGAAGAGCUUUCCCCAAGUCCACCUCUUCUGAAUCCAUCAACUCCACAGUCCACAGACAGCCAACCUAUAGCAGGAGAAUCGACAACGCCUAAAAGGCGGAAAGCUGAACCUGAAAUCUUGCAGUCUCUCAGGCGUUCUACCCGUCAUACAUCCAAUUGCGACAGACUGUCGGAAAGUAGUGCUUCUCCACAACCAAAACGACGCAACAUUGAGACUCCUGCUUCAAUGCCAAAGUUGUUUUUGCAUCUUGAAAAGAAAACCCCUGUGCACAGUGGAUCGUCUUCACCCAUUACCUUGACUCCCAGCAAAGAGGGCAGUGCAGUAUUUGCUGGUUUUGAAGGCAGAAGGAACAAUGAACUGAAUGAGGUGUUGUCAUGGAAACUUAUGCCAGAGAACUAUCCCCUAGAUGAUCAACCACCACCACCCUCUUACAUUUAUGGGUCUCAGCAUUUGCUCCGAAUGUUUGUAAAGCUUCCAGAGAUUCUUGGGAAGAUGAGCUUUCCUGACAAGAACUUAAAAGCAUUAGUGAAGCAUUUUGAAUUGUUUCUAAGGUUUUUAGCAGAAUACCAUGAUGACUUCUUUCCAGAAUCUGCUUAUGUUGCUGCUUGUGAGGCCUAUUAUAGCACAAAGAAUCCACGUGCCAUCUACUGAAGCUAUGAAUAUUGCUAGAACCCAGUUGUACAUACUCCGUUAUUUACCGUACUGCUUCAGAAUGAGGAGAGAAAAUGGCAAAGUGUCGUCAUUCUGAUAUCUCAAAAGUUUCUUCAACGUUGUCAUUCUUUUGACAAGAGUGCAUCUUUUUCUUAUUUCAAAGUUACGCUGACAUUGCAUUCUAGUGCUAGAUAACCUUCACUGCUAGAUAAGUGAAGCUCUGCAUUGACUGCUAAUGCACAGAACUGGAUACAACUGAAGCAAGGAAAAGGAAUAAAAACAGGCUUCAUGAGAAUUAACUUUAUGCUGUAUUCCACUUUAACAUAAGCUUGCUUCGGUUUGAACUCUCAACAUCACCUUGGUGUUUAAGAUGAAUGCAGAAGGUGCAUUGUACCAGCUUUCUUUUUCACAAUUGGAAUUCAUGUUUCAUUAUAGGAAGCUAUGAUGAUCAAAAUUCUCUUUGCAGAAGAAUGUGCAACUAGCUUCUUAGCAUGAUCUCUAUUUUUGAGAUGCAUUUAUGGGGAGAGGGGAAUUUGGGAUUGCUGUAAAAGAAUGUAUUUACUGCUUUCCACAGUAGGAGGAUUGGCAGUGUCUGAAUAGCUUGUUCUUGGACUAAUUUAUCCAAACACAUGAUUUGAAUUGUUUUGGUGAUUUGUGUAAAUAGUUGUUAAGAACAGUGUGUACCUAGAGUUCUUAGGAAGAAAAAUGGUAAAGCAACAUUUAGGCAAAACUUCUUAAACAAUGACUUAUAAUUCAAGGUAAGAUAUGGGUUGUUCAGUUUGAAAAGGGCAUAUUUUGACUAGUUUUAGGAAUGUAUACAUUACUGUUUGUAUAGAGAUAUAGAAAUACAUCACUGGUUUUCUAGUUUGUUGUCUUGGUCAUAAUGUGGCUACUGCCAUUUGAAAAUCAACACUUAUCAUCCCUGUACUGGGCAGACUUAAAUAAAAUUUGCAUGCAGAAUUUUGCUGCCCAUGCCAACAAAUAGUUUGAUGACUUAAAAAAUUAGGUGAUCUGAAGACAGGCAGAUGAUCCCAAAGGUUAUCACUUGUGCAGUAUGAUUGUUUAGCAGUUGUGCUUUUAUAAACACUAUUAAUUGUACUGGAGUUUGUAUUGGUCAUCUUGGGAUGUAACUGGAGACUUGUUUGCAUAAAACGGAUUAAGCUAGAAGACUCUGUUGCCUAGGAAGGUUUCUGCAGUAGAAGCAACUGGUUCACAUUCCCAUAAUAGUUUGUGACAGUUUAAAGUUGCACCAUCUAAUUUAUGUACUGGAGUGGUCAAUUUAAGUGAAUUAGUAUCAAAAUGAAAAGGCACCUCCAUUAUCUUAAACUGAAAAUCAAGGUGUGUGCUUAAUGGUAAACCACUGGGAAAAAAACCACUCCAAACUCUGGACCUGUGUACAUACUUUGUAGGCCUUCAUACAGUUAUCUCAUACUGGUCUGUUAUAGGCCUUCUGAGGGCUUGUAAUCUGAAUUACAUGUCUGUAAAUCCCAGUAUGACCUUACUACCAGGUUAGAAUAAGAUCUGUGCAGCAUUUAGACUCGUACUAUUGAAAGGGCUAGAUUUGUGGAUUGGUUGGUUCCAAGAAGAUACCACCUUUCUAAACCCUAGGUCCUAAGAGCUUUAAAUUUGGUCUUGGAUUUGAAGUUUUAUAAUGGGAAGACUAUUGUCUGCCUUGGUGUAAAUAUUUUUGGUACAAAGUAUUUAAAUAUCAGUAAGAUACUUAAUGUAGAAUAAUUCCGAAAUUGAUUUAUAAGUUUUUAGUUUGUUGAAACACAAUGCAUGCAAAAUACUGUUUUCCUUCAUCCUGUCAGUGAACAGCCAUAAAAAAAGCUGGCUUGUAGCUGAAUUCAUGCUUUUAUGUGACAACUGUUAGACUACAAAAACUCUGUCUUUGAGAACACAUCUUUUAAAAGCUUAUCUGUACAACGUAUUUUAAGAAUGCAUGUGUCCAGCCUGGCCUUUUGGCUCUUACUGAUUCACGGUCAUUAUUUUCCUCAGCUAGGAACUUUUGCCUGUCCCAGAGUGUGGUUGGUCAUAAUCCAUGCAAGGAUGCAACCAAAAUGUUUGAAGGUCAUUUUCAUGCUUUUACUUAGAGUAGCAAUUGUAUGGAUUUCUAUUCAGUUAAGCAUUGGUUCACAAAAUUGGCAUGUUUUUAAACCCAGGGUGAUUCUGUAAUAGGGUACAUUACUGCACAGAAAGACUUGUUUUGACAGAUUGCUUAUGGGAAUGGACCAAGUCAUUUUUGCGGUGGCAGCUGUCUCUUUCCUGUUGUUGUGAUUGCAAAAUGUCUACAUCUGUCACACCGUAAGCACCCAGUUAACACUAAAGUUCCCUUUUGUAUCUCUUUGCUGAAAUCAGUGAUCAUGUAGAUUCUUAUUUUACACUUCAUGUUUCACAUUAAAUUCUUUUUCUAAAUCA